AUGGAAUAUCUUUCCAGAAUCUUGGUGAAAAUUGGAGAAACAGAAGGAUUUAAGUUUCAUGACAGGUGUGGUUCUCUUAGACUAAACCACCUUUGUUUUGCCAAUGAUAUCUUGCUCUUCUAUCAUGGAGACUUCAAAUCGAUCUACCUUAUGUUACAAGGUCUGAAACUGUUUUCACAAACUUCUGGUUUAUUUCCAAGUGACUCGAAAUCAGCACUCUACUGUAGUAAUAUGGAGGAAUCGGAGGUUCAAAGAAUAAUUGCAUCAUCAGGUUUUACCAGGAGUCAACUACCUUUUAAAUAUCUGGGGAUUCCUAUCUGUGCUAAGAGGAUUUCAGCAAAAGAGUGUGACAUCUUACUUGAAAAAAUGACCAUCAGAAUUCGAAGCUGGAGCACCAGGAAUCUGUCAUAUGCCGGCAGAGUAAUUUUGGUGAAUUCAGUAUUGAUGUCCAUUCAUACUUACUGGGCUCAAAUCAUGAUUCUUCCAUCAAAGUUAUUGCAUCAAAUCAACUCAAUUUGCAGACAUUUUCUAUGGAAAGGAAUGGCUGAUUCUACUAGCUCAGGACAAGUUUCUUGGGAUGAAGUUUGUAGAUCAAAAGCUGAAGGAGGUCUAGGCUUUAGGAGAAUAAAAGAUUGGAAUGAAGCAGCUAUUGGUAAAUAUGUUUGGGCAAUAACUUCAAAGAAGGAUUCUUUAUGGAUUCGAUGGAUACAUGUUGUGUAUAUAGGUGAUGGAGAUUGGUGGGGCUAUAAAGCCCCGGUGGGAAGUAGUUGGUAUUGGAAGCAAGUUGUUAAAGUCAAAGAGAAGUUCAAAGAGAUUAACUUGACUCAGUUCUGUCCUAAUGGAGUUUAUAGGCCAGCUGAUGGUUACAAAGCUCUUGUUCUGCAUCAUCAGAAAGUAUCCUGGUACAGAGAAGUUUGGAAUAGAACCAUCAUACCAAAGCAUCGCUUCAUCUUAUGGCUUGCGGUUCUAGAUAGGCUACAAGUGAAAGAUAGGCUAUUUAGAUUCAACAUAGCUACUGAUUAUCUUUGUCUUAUCUGUGGUAGAAACAGAGAAACAAGAGAACAUGUUUUCUUUGAUCGUCAUUUGAGCUCUUCUUGCUUGAGGAAAAUCCAAAGCUGGCUGGAAUGGAAGACAGCAGCUUCCACUAUACAUAAGCUACCGAGGUGGAUUGCUAAAGCCAAGUUAUCUCAUUUCAGGAAACAAGUCUUUUUGGUGGCGUUGGAAGCUAUGAUAUCUCAGAUUUGGUGGUGUAGAAAUGAGGCUCUAUGGAAGCAAAAAGUUUAUACAGCAAAUAUAGUUGUUCAAAGGAUUCAAUAUACUGUAAAGGCCAGAAUUAGAAGUAUAAUGCCCAACAAAAUUCAGUUGACAGAUAGAAUAUGGUUUGAAGGCUUGUUUUCACACAAAAACGAGUGGGAAACAAAUGGUAAGAAGGGAUAG
Molecule: messenger RNA, 1437 nt
Organism: Humulus lupulus (European hop)
Lineage: Eukaryota; Viridiplantae; Streptophyta; Magnoliopsida; Rosales; Cannabaceae
Exons: 1
Coding region: 1-1437 (478 amino acids)
Source: RefSeq, a predicted model, not a curated record